Messenger RNA from Fulvia fulva, 951 nucleotides. RefSeq lists its product as uncharacterized. The transcript has 3 exons. The coding region runs from base 1 to 951 and encodes 316 amino acids. NCBI's taxonomy places the organism in Eukaryota, Fungi, Ascomycota, Dothideomycetes, Mycosphaerellales, Mycosphaerellaceae. The record is from RefSeq and is a predicted model, not a curated record.
AUGGACAACAUCCAAGAAGAAGCACCACCAAACUACUUCGACUUGGACGCUUGGGAAGCAUACCAGAGUCGUAUCUUCUUCGCCCACACAGCAAACAACCUCGCCCUCCUUGCAUACGCUGGCAUGUUUGGUUUGAUACUGACUGGAUUGGGCAUGACGGGCCGUCUGGGAGCUCCAGACACCGAGGUCGCGGAGGUCAACGAGGCUGGCCUUUACUUGUUGUUGGGAUUCUUGCUAUUUGGAACUAUGAUGGGGCUAUGGUUGAUCGCGCGCGAUGAUCGCGGGAACUUGUCAGUGCAGCGUACGUUUCAGCGUGCAUUGAAGAGCUUGAUGGGAGACAACACCGGUCGUCGGUCGCUCUAUCCAACUCGUAAGCUCUUCACAGGCAACGACGAAAAUGGAGACAAGAACUCGUGGUCGCUCUUCGUAAACACUCCUCGACGUUACAUCAACAUCAAAAUCGAAGUCGAAAUCGCAAACAUUCAUCGACGUUACAUCAAUAUCGAAAUCGAACCCGAAGACACAAACAUCCAUCUCAAGCAACAGUUCCACGCAGAAUCCAACGCAAUGGACGACGGCAUAUAUCCCCUCAUCGACCGAAUCCCUGACAUCAAUGCCGGCAGCUCUGGCAACAAUGGCAUUUUGCGCGAUCCCGACCGUUUCGGCAGCCACAUGAAUCCAAACAUCCCUUACCGUCCUGGCGCCGAAAGCCCCAAGUCAGACGACGUCCCACCCCCGGAGCCGAUUGACCCGGACAUGAUCCUUGGCCCAGACAGAGACUCAAAGGAUGGAUGUCGGCGAGCUUGCAUGCGAGGCUGCAACAGAGGAUGCGUCAAGUGGGUUCUUGGAGUAUUCGGGUUUCUUUGCUUUACGGCUGCUGUAGCUGUCAUUGCUGUCUACAGCCAUCGAGCGUUCAAGAAGAGUUAUGAAGGCGAGCCAUCUUUUCGUUGA